AUGUGGGCACUACAGAAGAAAGCAGCCGCGAUGGGAACGCGUUUCAAGAUGUCCGACGAGGAGCUGAUGCUCACGGCCCAGAAGCCGCUGCCCUGGAAGACCGGACCGCCGGCAGAAGAAGCCCUUCUGGCCCUGGCCACGUGUCCUACGAUGCAGCUGUGGUGUCAUGAUCUGAAUUGGACUUUUCACUUCGAUGCCGCGAGGUGUUCCCGGAAAGACUGGAGGAGAGAGCUAUGACCGUCCUUGCUCCGCGUGUGGAGGAAUGCGACAUCCCACUGGUGGACCCGAAGCUCCUUGCAUUGACGCACGAUUCGGAGACCGAAGCCACGGAGAAGCUGCUGGAGAAGAUUGUGGAAACCGGAGCCGCUGUGAUCGUGCUCAUUGUACCAUUCACUCUCGAUGAGAGCGUGGGGGAAGAGUGGGAACGGCUGAUGGAGAGAAUCCCGGAGGAGGUCCGAGUGCUGCUCGUGCCCGCACCAACCGACGUCGAAGACUUUGGAGUCUGCGACACGUUCAUCCGAAUUGUGCACCGCACUCGAUGAGUCAAGGGCAAGUUGGAUAUCGUGCCUCCAGAUGGCCGCGUCCGGCACAUGGGCUGGAGGCUGUGCGAGCUCGGCAAGGCCAAAGGGACCGUGGAGUACUUUACGGAAGCCCAUCGACUCGCCAAGGAUCAGCAGUUCGAGUGGCCCAACUUCAAGGUGAGGCAGGCCGGGAAGAAGGACUCGGGGAGUCAUGCGACGGCGAGAAGCGGCAAGACGACCCCGAAUCCAGGACCACAGCGCGGAAAUGCUCAGGAGGAGCACGAAGGAAGGCAGAGAGAAGGCCCGUCGCAGAGCCGGCGUGACCACGGACAUCCGCAGAUGCAUCCCUACCGACGGAAUCGAGGAGGUAGAGGAGGAUUCGAGGCUGGACGUCACUGA
This is a messenger RNA of Caenorhabditis sp. 36 PRJEB53466, 920 nucleotides long. The record is from the annotation of a GenBank genome assembly. Lineage: Eukaryota; Metazoa; Nematoda; Chromadorea; Rhabditida; Rhabditidae.